Molecule: messenger RNA, 813 nt
Organism: Rotaria sp. Silwood2
Lineage: Eukaryota; Metazoa; Rotifera; Eurotatoria; Philodinida; Philodinidae
Source: the annotation of a GenBank genome assembly
AUGCCAUUUUCAAAUUAUGAUUACGACCGACUUGUACAAAAUACUGUUGAACCAAUGGAAUGCAAUGAUUUACGUACAAUAUGUAUUGCAUAUAGAGAUUUUUCAUCCGAUGAUUUACCUAAUUGGGAUGAUGAAGCUUACGUCGUUGAUCAAUUAACAUGUAUUUGUAUUUGUGGUAUUGAAGAUCCUGUACGACCUGAAAUACCUGAUGCUAUAACUCAAUGUCGCAAUGCUGGUAUAACAAUACGAAUGAUUACAGGAGAUAGUAUUAAUUUAGCUCGAUCAAUAGUACUUAAAUGUGGCAUUAUAUCAGCAAAUGAUGAUUGUCUAGCACUUGAAGGAAAAGAACUUCAUCAAUGCAUAAGAACAAGACCAGAUGGAAAAGUUGAGCAAAAUUUAUUUGAUAAAAUUUGGCCAAAUUUACGUGUAUUAGCUCGUAACGCUUUAACAAAAGAAGCAUCAGAUAUAAUUAUUCUUGAUGACAAUUUUAAUACAAUAGUCAAAGCUGUAAUGUGGGGUGGCCAGGUUUAUGAUUCGAUAGCAAGAACUUCUCAAUUUAUAUUAACUAUUAAUUUUGCUACUAUACUUUGUAUUUUUAUUGGAGCAUGUCUUAUAAAAGAAGUCCCACUGCGUAUUGCACAAAUAUUUUGGAUUAAUUCAAUUAUAGCUACAUUGGCAUCAUUAGCACUUGCUUCUAAAGUAUCAGCAGAAGAUUUAUUAACAUGUAAACCCUAUGGAUGGAUACGACCAUUAAUAACUCGUUCAGCAAUGAAAAAUAUUAUUGGUCAUGUUUUUUAUCAAUUAGCUGUAUAG